CGCGGCCGGCGCCCGGCGUUGUCAUAGCGACGGCGGCUGCGCGCACGGAGGGAGGCGGCGGCGGCGGGUCUGAGGGGCCGGGCCUGGCUGGGGAGGGGCUUCUCUUCUGGGGGGAUAUUUGAGGGGGGAGCAGGUGGUUUUGGGGAUGUCUGGAGGCUAUGCAGCUUUUCUGCAGCAGCUGCCAUGGGUUCUCUCUUUUCCCUCUCUGCUAAUAACGCUACCUUGAGACGGAGGAAGAGCGCUGCUGAUGAUGACGACUUACUUGAUAGCCGGGAUCGUGAGGAAGACAUUGCCAAGUUUCCGUAUGUGGAAUUCACAGGUCAGGACAGCAUCACCUGUCCCACUUGCCAAGGCACUGGCUGCCUUCCCACAGAGCAGGUAAAUGAGCUGGUGGCUCUGAUACCCUACACUGACCAGCGGCUACGUCCACAGAGAACGAAGCAGUAUGUCCUGCUGUCGGUGCUGCUCUGCCUUCUGAUAUCGGGGCUGGUGGUUUUCUUUCUGUUUCCGCACUCUGUCCUCGUGGAUGACGAUGGCAUUAAAGUGGUUCAAGUUUGGUUUGACAAGAAGAACUCCAUUGUCGUUCUCGCCAUCACGGCCACAUUAAGGAUCAAGAACUCCAACUUCUACUCGGUUACAGUGACCAGCCUGACCAGCCAGGUGCAGUACAUGAACACUGUUGUUGGGACCCAGCAGAUCACCAAUGUCUCCAGCAUCCAGCCGCUGAGUGACAAACUGGUGAAUUUCACUGUGAAGGCAGAGAUGGGUGGACCGUUCUCUUAUGUGUACUUCUUCUGCACGUUACCCAAGGUCAAGGUACAUAACAUAGUGAUUUUUAUGAGAACAUCAGUGAAGCUCUCGUACAUUGGCCACGUGACCCAGAGUGCCUUGGAAAAGCACCAUUACGUGGACUGCAGUACCAACUCCACAGCUUUCCCGGAGCCUCCGCCCCUGCCGAUGCCAUCAGCGCGAGGGGUGACCAAAGCGAAGAGCAGGCCGUGAGGACACGGACGAUGUUUCCUGUGGGAGGUGGUUGUGCAGACGGAUUUCCCAUGUGAAGUGCGUAGCUGUGGGAAGGACCAUGAACUUUCAAAUGGAAGCGGAAGGAUUGCUGGGAACUCUGGGAAAUCCUGGCAGAGGUCUCUGGGUCCAUUUCAUGCUAUUCUGUGGGCAGCUUGGCUGAACUGCUGGCCUGUCCCCAAAAUCUGUUUGAGGUGUUCACGUGCAAGCAAACAAGCCCCUUCGUGAAGUGAGGGACCUGCUGGGCCUGCCUUCAUCUUCAAUUCCAAAGAACAAGUUUUUGGUAGGGGACUGGGACUCUGAAGCACCAUGCCUUGCAGUCCAAGGGUAAAACACUGAGUUUAAUUUUGCAGCUGUUUUGAAGCUUAGCACUGUUUCUGGUCUUUUCAGGGCAAACUAAUUAGUUCUGCGCAAUUAAUUGUUGCGUCCUUUGUUCAGUGGCAACACAUCAGCAGAUUUCAAAGCAGGACUUGAUAAAAAGGGAUAGUCUCUUGCAGGGGAUGUGGAGAUAAGGCGUUCAGGCUUUAUCUGUGCACAUGUAACUUCCAUUAGAUAGAAGGAAAAGGAAUCGAAACCAUCAACAUGUGCCACUUCUGUUGCACAGAUUUUGCUUGCUGGCAGCAAUCUGAGGCUGCCGAGAGCAAAUCGAUACCAAAACUAGUCUUAAUGAAGACAACCUCAGGAAGCGCAGUGCGGCUGAGGGUGUGCUAAGGGGCUGCACAGCUCGGACUUCCUCCCUCACACGUUGCUCCGAAGCCACUGCUCGCAGCAUACGCAGCGUCCGACAGCUGCGAGUUCCUCUCCCUCACUCUGCACUUGUGCCUGCUGCUUUCCCGAAGAUUUGGGACGGAUCUGUGAAGGGACAGUAUUGUAGAAUGCUAUUCUUUAUACUGCUGCGUGUUUUCCCCCUAGGAAAUGAUGUGUAAAGACUAAAUAUGCAAGUGCUGCUGUGUUGGUUUCCUUUUAGCGCCCUUCAGGCAAAUUAGUGCAGAUUUAAACAGAUUUGGGGCAAGCUAGCAUGAGUUUCUUGUUUCAAAGGCUUGCCUUACAGGAGCCCUUUGUUCCAGAAGGAUUGUAUCGAGUACAUUCUUAAAUAAACCUGACGUUAAAGUUGAGCACAGCACCCACUUUAGUCCUCACUACAGACUUCUUGCACCGUUUGCAGCUCAGAGGGUUGCACAUCCUACUUUUGCCCUUUAUAGUUUUUCUGGAACUGAAUCACUGCAGCCUCCUGGGAAUGCACCUACGUCCUUCCCUGGCUGUCCCUCGCGAGCAAGGUUGUGCUCGUGUGUGUGGGUGUGUGUGGAAACAAAACCCAAGUAAAGGCUGCAGAGGAAACCAUUAAGAUCGUGGUGUUUUUUUCAGUGAGGGAUACUUUAAUUUGGGUGAGUGUGGGAAAAAAAAUACAUGUUCUUUUUUUAAGAAGUGGCACUUCCGCCUAGCAGAAUUUCUAGAACUGAAUUUACAUAUUAAAGCUGAAUUGUAUAUUA
Molecule: messenger RNA, 2510 nt
Organism: Dromaius novaehollandiae (emu)
Lineage: Eukaryota; Metazoa; Chordata; Aves; Casuariiformes; Dromaiidae
Gene: TMEM106C
Product: transmembrane protein 106C
Exons: 8
Coding region: 184-1002 (272 amino acids)
Source: RefSeq, a predicted model, not a curated record